AUGCCCUCUCUCCCACCUGAAAAAGAACGGUUUCUCCAGUGCUGCAGCGACAUCGCCAGCGAGCUUGUGGCGCUGCUCAAGUCCAACAAGGACACAAACCUCAACGGCGUGGUGUCCCGCCACUCGAAAAAGCUCAAGCUCAAACACCAGCCGCGCUUGACCGACAUCAUCGCCGCCAUUCCAGACCAGCACAAGAAGUACUUGCUUCCCAAACUCAAGGCCAAGCCUGUGAGAACAGCGUCCGGUAUUGCUGUCGUCGCCGUCAUGUGCAAGCCGCACCGCUGUCCCCACAUUGCAUACACGGGAAACAUCUGUGUCUACUGCCCUGGCGGACCAGACUCGGACUUUGAAUACUCCACGCAGUCAUACACGGGCUACGAGCCCACGCUGAUGCGGGCCAUCCGCGCCCGCUACGACCCGUACGAGCAGGCCCGCGGGCGGAUCGACCAGCUCCGGCUGUUGGGCCAUCUGAUCGACAAAGUCGAGUACAUUGUCAUGGGCGGCACCUUCAUGUCGUUGCCCGUGGAGUACCGCGAGCACUUCAUUGCCCAGUUGCACAACGCCUUGUCCGGAUACUCGGGCACCGACCUUACUGAGUCCAUCCGUUUUUCCCAGCAGGCGCAGACCAAAUGUGUCGGCAUCACCAUCGAGACCAGACCCGACUACUGCACGGAAACACACUUGAGCGACAUGUUGACGUAUGGCUGCACCCGUUUGGAGGUCGGUGUUCAGCUGGUCUACGAAGACGUGGCCAGAGACACCAACAGAGGUCACACGGUGAAGGCCGUUUGCGAAACCUUCGCCGUGGCCAAGGACGCGGGCUACAAAGUGGUCAGCCACAUGAUGCCGGACUUGCCCAACGUGGGGAUGGAGCGGGACUUGCAGCAGUUUGUCGAGUACUUUGAAAACCCAGAGUUCCGUACCGACGGCUUGAAGAUCUACCCAACCUUAGUCAUCCGUGGCACAGGCUUGUACGAGUUGUGGAAGCGCGGUUUGUACAAGUCGUACAGCGCCAAUGCCUUGGUGGACUUGGUUGCCCGGAUCAUGGCUCUUGUGCCGCCCUGGACCAGAAUCUACAGAGUGCAGCGUGACAUUCCUAUGCCCUUGGUCACUUCUGGUGUGGAAAACGGAAACUUGCGUGAGUUGGCGCUUGCCAGAAUGAAAGACUUUGGUACAUCCUGCCGAGAUGUGAGAACAAGAGAAGUGGGUAUCCAGGAAGUCCACCACAAGGUGGCGCCGGACCAGGUCGAGCUUAUUCGCCGUGACUACUAUGCCAACGGCGGCUGGGAGACAUUCUUGCUGUACGAGGAUCCGAAGCAGGACAUUUUGAUCGGUCUUCUCCGUUUGCGGAAAGCCGCCAAGCCAUUCCGCCGGGAAUUGAAGGGCCAGCGCACUUCUCUUGUCCGUGAACUUCACGUUUACGGAUCUGUGGUGCCGUUGCAUUCUCGAGACCCACGGAAGUUCCAGCACCAGGGUUUCGGAACGUUGUUGAUGGAAGAAGCUGCACGCAUUGCGAAAGAGGAACACGGCUCCACCAAGAUUUCUGUCAUCUCUGGUGUGGGUGUGCGUAAUUACUACGCAAGAUUGGGAUACGAGUUGGACGGGCCAUACAUGUCCAAGAUGCUCUGA
This is a messenger RNA of Clavispora lusitaniae ATCC 42720, 1629 nucleotides long. RefSeq names its product Elongator subunit (gene ELP3). Gene Ontology annotation, biological process: tRNA wobble base 5-methoxycarbonylmethyl-2-thiouridinylation. The record is from RefSeq and is a predicted model, not a curated record. Gene Ontology annotation, molecular function: acyltransferase activity, transferring groups other than amino-acyl groups; iron-sulfur cluster binding. Lineage: Eukaryota; Fungi; Ascomycota; Pichiomycetes; Serinales; Metschnikowiaceae. Gene Ontology annotation, cellular component: nucleus; cytoplasm; elongator holoenzyme complex.